Zerene cesonia (dogface butterfly) is the source of this 535-nucleotide messenger RNA. RefSeq lists its product as uncharacterized. The record is from RefSeq and is a predicted model, not a curated record. NCBI's taxonomy places the organism in Eukaryota, Metazoa, Arthropoda, Insecta, Lepidoptera, Pieridae. The transcript is spliced from 3 exons. The coding region runs from base 1 to 435 and encodes 144 amino acids. Gene Ontology annotation, molecular function: odorant binding.
AUGUUUUUCCUACAGGCGUUCUCCAUAAACUACUUCGAAACAACGUCCGCGCCCGCAACACCAGACUCUUGCGUCAAGAAACAUAAAACCAACGCAGAUUACAUAGAUGAGUGUACCAGAGAGGCGAGGGUCGACAAGAAGUACAUUAAUAAGAUGAAGACCGGCCAUUGGUGGAAUUUACCGAAAGUAACCACUUCCCUUAAAUACUGGGCGUUCUGCUAUCUAAAGAAAUUACAGAUUAUGAGUGAGGCGGGGGUUUUGAGGCAAGAUGUGGUCCUUACUAACAUGAAGGAUACAGAAAGAGACAUGGUUGUGAAGAUAAUAGACAAGUGUCUGUUCAAAAUGGCUCACCUUCCCAUCGAAACUGCAUGGCAUUACCUCUACUGCUUCCACGUUAAAGAUGAAAAGCUUAGCAGACGGAUUCAUGGCAUUUAGAAGAAUAUACUACGAUAGAAUUCGAUAAAAAAUUAACCAUGACCUUGAUGUUUGGUUUAUAUCAAUUUGUACUGUAAUAAUAUAUACAACCUAAAAUAUA